Messenger RNA from Aspergillus calidoustus, 1779 nucleotides. The record is from the annotation of a GenBank genome assembly. NCBI's taxonomy places the organism in Eukaryota, Fungi, Ascomycota, Eurotiomycetes, Eurotiales, Aspergillaceae.
AUGAUCUUCUACAAUCAGGUCGACAUUGUCAAUCACAUCCAGUCGGACGGUCCAUUUCUUAAAGAGUUAUUCUCGGUCUUCGACCCGAGGAGCGCCGAUGCGAAGCGGAAAGAAGAUGCGGUCCAGUUUCUCCACCAAUGCGCCUCAAUCGCGAAGAACCUACAAGUUCCGGAACGCGCCACCUUGUUUGGAAACCUGAUUAGCCACGGCCUUUUUGCGGUGAUUGUGUUUGCUAUCAAGCACCCGAACCCAGCGAUUCGGACCACAGGCAUUGAUAUCCUAGUAGCGCUCCUCGACCAUGACCCCAUCAUGAUGCGCAGCUAUAUGCUCAAGGCCGUUAACGAGAAGAAGACACCGCUGACGGACACUCUUAUCGAUCUGCUUCACACCGAAGCCGAUCUUGGUGUGAAGAACCAACUUGCAGAUGCGAUCAAGGUCCUAUUGGAUCCUCAAGUUCCCUUGCAGGCCGCAAUGGCUCGGGCUGGUCCUGAACAUGCGGCCAAGAUGCGCUCUAAUAUGCUUUCGGACGCCUUCGUUCAGAACCACUUUGACGAGUCUUCGAAACGACUUUUUGCCCCCUUGAAACGACUCGAGAACGAAUCUUGCGCCUAUGAUUUGACCUUCAAGGAUGUCGCACUGUACUCCCAUCUCGUGGAUAUCCUCACUUUCUUCGUCCGCCAACACCUUUACCGCUGCCGCAAUGUUAUUCAGAACGAGCGACUUGCUGCGUAUAUUACGCAAUUACUGCGCGUGCCGCAGAAGCACCUUAAACUUAUUGCCUUGAAAUUCUUCCGAACUUUGCUCAGCCUUCAAGAUACCUUUUAUCAAGCUUUGAUGACGCAUAAUGACACAUUUGGGCUCAUUCUUGACAUUGUUUACGAAACCAUGCCGCGCGAUAACCUGCUCAAUUCAGCCUGCCUUGAACUUUUUGAAUUUAUUAAGCGGGAGCAUAUCAAGCCGAUCACCUUGCAUGUCGUUGGGAAGUAUGGCGACAAGCUGAGGAAUAUCACUUAUGUCGACACAUUCCAAGGGUUGAUCCUACACUACGAGCAGCUCCAGGGCUAUAGCGAGGAAGGGGACUCGACACUCUAUUCUCAAGAGGAGACGACGCCGGUUUUGAAGACAGCGCACAACGGACGUUGGCAAGGCGUGAAGGAAAUGGACCCUACGGAAGAGGAAUACUUCAAUACGUCGGAUGAUGAAGAUGAGUGGCUACAGGACCGAACUGCGGCAACGCUCAUCUCACAAGUACCCAACGGAGCUGCCUCCCCCUCUGUCAAGUCCCUGGUGGACUAUCCUGAUGAUGACGAGGAGGACAAUGAUGCGAUGGACACAAAACCAGAAUCCGAGACGGAAAGGAAAGAGGAUUCAAAACUGGACGAACCGAACGAUGCUAUCUCUACCGAUGAGGCUGAGGAUCCGCCAUCGACCCCAGUACAAGCUGUGCAGACACCGCCAGAGAGGCUGUCGGAGAAACGCCGACGAGAGGAGGAAGACGACGACGAACUUGUUAAACUCACAUCAGUGCCCAAGCGGAGAAGCUCCACGAGCAGCUCAUCCGGGACAGCUGGGCUGUUACGGAAGAAGCGUAGCGGCUCUAUCGGCUCUGUCUCCAUAACCGACAAAGCCGCAGCCCAAGCUGGAACCGGCGCCAAAGCAGCGCCAAAGAGAAUUGCUAUCAACCUCGGUUCGUCAACCAAAACUGCCGACAUUCGGGAAACACCUGCAAAUGAGAAUGAGAAGGAGAAUCAGAACGAUGGCGGUAGCGGCGAGGGAUGA